Molecule: messenger RNA, 1391 nt
Organism: Nipponia nippon (crested ibis)
Lineage: Eukaryota; Metazoa; Chordata; Aves; Pelecaniformes; Threskiornithidae
Source: RefSeq, a predicted model, not a curated record
AUGGGCCUGCUGCGGAGCGUGCAAUGUUUGCUCACUUACCCGGCGAGCAGCUACGGCCUCCCUGCCUUGGGGGGUUUCAUCAGCCUCCUGCAGCACUCCAGGGGAGACCGGUCGGCCACCGCUGCUUGCACAAGGAAUCCCCUCAUCCGGUCUGCAGCCAUGGCCACCUCGGCGAGCUCCCACCUGAGCAAAGCCAUCAAGCACAUGUACAUGAAGCUGCCGCAGGGGGAGAAGGUCCAGGCCAUGUACAUCUGGAUCGAUGGGACUGGAGAGCAUCUCCGCUGCAAAACCCGCACGCUGGACCACGAGCCCAAGAGCCUUGAAGAUCUCCCCGAGUGGAAUUUCGAUGGCUCCAGCACCUUCCAGGCUGAAGGCUCCAACAGUGACAUGUACCUGCGACCUGCUGCCAUGUUUCGGGACCCUUUUCGCAAGGAUCCCAAUAAACUAGUUCUCUGCGAGGUCUUCAAAUACAACCGCCAGUCUGCAGAGACAAAUCUCCGACACACCUGCAGGCGGAUUAUGGACAUGGUGUCCAACCAGCACCCCUGGUUUGGGAUGGAGCAGGAGUACACUCUUCUGGGGACAGAUGGACAUCCAUUUGGCUGGCCUUCCAAUGGCUUCCCUGGACCCCAAGGUCCGUACUAUUGCGGGGUAGGGGCAGACAAAGCCUACGGCAGAGACAUUGUGGAGGCCCACUACCGAGCGUGCCUUUAUGCUGGCGUGAAAAUUGGAGGAACCAAUGCAGAAGUGAUGCCAGCACAGUGGGAGUUCCAGGUGGGACCAUGCGAAGGGAUUGAGAUGGGGGAUCACCUCUGGAUUGCACGCUUCAUCCUCCAUCGGGUGUGCGAAGACUUUGGUGUCAUUGUGUCCUUCGAUCCCAAACCCAUCCCUGGGAACUGGAACGGUGCUGGCUGUCACACCAACUUCAGCACCAAGAACAUGAGGGAAGAUGGAGGUCUCAAACACAUUGAAGAGGCCAUCGAGAAGCUGAGCAAGCGUCACCAGUACCACAUCCGUGCCUAUGACCCCAAAGGGGGGCUGGACAAUGCCAGGCGCCUGACGGGUUUCCACGAGACAUCCAACAUCCACGAGUUCUCUGCUGGCGUGGCCAACCGCGGUGCCAGCAUCCGCAUCCCCAGGAACGUGGGCCAUGAGAAGAAGGGCUACUUCGAGGACCGCCGGCCCUCCGCCAACUGUGAUCCUUACGCUGUGACAGAGGCCCUCGUCCGCACGUGUCUCCUCAACGAAACUGGAGACGAGCCUUUUGAGUACAAGAACUAAGCGGACUGCGCCCGCAAACACUGCCUUUCCCCCACACUUCCAGCACCCCUAAACUUCCCUUCUAGAUGUAAUCCCGAGGGUACAAGAUAACACGUUUUGUGUCUCAGUAA